AUGCAAAGUAAUUAAAAUAUUCCUGAAAAUGCUAAUGAGCAUUGUCCAGGAGCCAACUCUGAUUAAGCAGGAAAAAGUGAAGCCUGUUCUGGUUGUCCUAAUUAAUAACUAUGUCAAUAAGGAGCUGGCAAAUAAUUAUUAGGUAAUAUAAGACAUAUUCUUAGAUAAUUCUGAAAUCAUAGAAAAUUUAAAAUAGGUCAAGCACAAGAUACUGGUCUUAUCAGGUAAAGGGGGAGUAGGCAAGAGCACAGUCUCAUCAUAAUUAGCUCAUAUUCUUGCAUCCAAAGGAUUCGAUGUAGGUUUAUUAGAUAUAGACAUCUGUGGACCUAGUAUUCCAAGAAUGAUGGGGUUGGAAACAAGUGAAGUACAUUCAAGCAAUAAUGGUUGGUAACCUAUAUAUAUCAACGAAAAUUUGGGAGUGAUGUCAAUAGGAUUCUUAAUUGAUAAUAAAGAUGAAGCUAUUAUUUGGAGAGGACCAAGAAAAAAUGGACUGAUUAAACAAUUUUUAACUGAUGUUGCUUGGGGAGAAUUAGAUUUCUUAAUUAUUGAUAGUACAUUAUCAAUUCAUCUUUUUAGCUCCUCCUGGAACUUCUGAUGAACACAUUUCAAUUGUUUAAUACCUUAGUCUUACUCCAAAUGAUGGAGCAGUGAUUGUUACAACACCAUAAGAAGUUUCUUUGUCUGACGUAAGAAAAGAGAUCAGCUUUUGUUAAAAGACAAAGACCAAUAUUUUGGGAGUUGUUGAAAAUAUGAGCGGAUUUGUAUGUCCUAAUUGUUAGCACCAUACUGAUAUUUUUCAUCCUACCACUGGAGGAGGAGAUUCAUUAUGCAAAUAGUAUGAACUCUAACUUCUUGGUAAAAUACCACUAGAACCAAAAGUCUUAUUGUCAGCUGAAAAAGGCAAAUGCAUUUAUGAAACAGCUCCUGACUCUGUUGCUGCUCAAAUUUAUACGACUAUUGUAAAUUGUAAGAUUAUAAUUUAACUUUAGCAUUGUUAGAAACAUUAAAAGAAUAACCAAAAUAAUGAUUAAUAUUAUAAUUAUAUGCAAACGCGUUAUCCUCGUCAUUAAAUCACUCAAUCUGUCAUAAAUAUUCAACCUCCUCAGGUUACUGUUGUUAGAAGUAUAUCCCCAGUUGUAGUUAGAACUUUAGAAGGUACUAAAUAUCGUUAUAUAGUUCCGGUAUAUUAUCAGAAUGAUUAAACUAACUGGAAGGAUAAAUACUAUGAACUUAGACAUCAAUAUUGGCUAUUGGAAGAUAAAUGUAGUAAAUUAGAAGAAUUAUAAAUAAAACAUAGUAGAUGUGAAGUUGUAAGAGAAAGUGAAUUAAAAUAAAUUAAUGAAUUAUUUACUUAAAGCUAAUAUGAUAUUAAAUAGCUUAAACAUUGCUUAGCUAAAGUUGAUACUUAAAUGAAUGAAGAUUACAAACUGAAAUAUUAAUAGGCAAACGAUUAACUAGAAUCGAUCAAAUCCGAAUUCAUUAAAUUGCAAUAAGAAUUAUAUUAAUCUUAAUAAUAAUCUACCCAAAAUACUUAGAGAUAACCAUAACAAAUUAAUUAAUUAAUUAUUUCUAAUGCAGAGCUUUAACGAUAAAAUGAAUAAUUGCAAUUAAUUAAUAAAAACCUAUAAUAAUAAAUAGAUACUCUUCAUAUUCGAUAUACUGAGUCCGGAAACCAAUACAAUAAAAUUUAAGAAUUAUUAGCAUUAACCGUCCUUAAAAAUGCAGAAAUAGACAGCCUUAGAGUAUUAGUCUCAGAAAAAGAAAAAAUGAUUUAAUAACUUCGCACUUAAUAUUUAUCAUAAUAUAGAUGA
Paramecium pentaurelia is the source of this 1811-nucleotide messenger RNA. Lineage: Eukaryota; Ciliophora; Oligohymenophorea; Peniculida; Parameciidae. The record is from the annotation of a GenBank genome assembly.